This is a messenger RNA of Diachasmimorpha longicaudata, 5705 nucleotides long. RefSeq lists its product as uncharacterized. The record is from RefSeq and is a predicted model, not a curated record. The transcript has 8 exons. Bases 3907 to 5274 code for a protein of 455 amino acids. Lineage: Eukaryota; Metazoa; Arthropoda; Insecta; Hymenoptera; Braconidae.
CCUUUAGUUUUUAUUACUGAUUUCAAUCUUUUAGGCAUUGAAUGCACCAAUUUUUUGGUGAGCUCACUGCUAAUGUUGUUCCACUCCUCUAACAUAACAUCCUUAAGCUGCACCUUGCUUGAAAUCUUUCUUUUUCUAAUUCUAGUCUCAAGUUCAUACCAAAGAUGCUCAAUGGGGUUUAAAUCAGGGCUUUGAGGUGGGGUAGGAAACAUACGAGCAUUGUACAACAACCACAUUCGUACUCCAAUGAUACUGACAAGAGGAAAAUUUUGUGUAUAGUAAAAGAAAACCCAUUUGUAAGCUGCAGAAAAAUUAGUGAUGACCUUGUUGUUUACGACAAAAAACAGGUUAGUGCAGAAACUGUGCGAAGAGCUGUAGUAGAGAAUGGAUUUUCAUCUAGAACGCCCAGGAAGAAGCCGCUUGUGAGUGCUAUAAACAAAGAAAAGCGUAUAACAUUCGCAAAGACAUAUUGUGACAAGCCUGUGGAGUUUUGGGAUAAAAUUUUAUUCUCAGAUGAGUCUAAGUUUUGCACAUUUGACGUAAAUGGGCAUAAAAGGGUCUGGCACAGAGCAAGAGAAGCGCUCAAUCCAAAGAAUACGGUCAAAACUAUUAAACAUGGAGGCGGUGGCGUUAUGGUGUGGGGGUGCAUGGCAGCUGCGGGGGUAGGAAUCCUGGUUUUUGUCGAAAAUAAUAUGGAUCAGAAUUCAUAUUUGGAUAUUCUACGAAAUAAUAUGAAGCAGAGUUCUCUUAGGCUAGGUAUACAGGAAGACUUCUUGUUUCAAUAUGAAAAUGACCCUAAGCACACUGCUCACAAAGUACGAAUGUGGUUGUUGUACAAUGAUCGUAUGUUUCCUACCCCACCUCAAAGGCCUGAUUCAAACCCCAUUGAGCAUCUUUGGUAUGAACUUGAGACUAGAAUUAGAAAAAGAAAGAUUUCAAGCAAGGUGCAGCUUAAGGAUGUUAUGUUAGAGGAGUGGAACAACAUUAGCAGCGAGCUCACCAAAAAAUUGGUGCAUUCAAUGCCUAAAAGAUUGAAAUCAGUAAUAAAAACUAAAGGAUAUCCUACAAAAUACUGAAAAAGGUGAGGUUUGAAUAGAAAGCAAUGCCAUAACUACAAUUUCUAUAUAUUUUCUUUAGGUGUACCUUGACUUUUGUGGACCCAAUAUAAUGACUUAUCACCAUAUUGGUAUCAUUUUCUUUUUUUAUAUACUGAAUUUUGGUUUUGUUUUUACAUGGAUUCAAAGUUUAUUUGUUAUUGUUGAAAAUACGUUAAGGAACUUUUACUUUUAUUUGAUUAAUAAAAGCAGAUCUCACUGUUUUCAAACAUUUACUUGCUGUACCUUCACUUCUGUGGAAGACUGUAUGUUAAGCGCUUCCAAAAAACAAGGUGAAUAUAUAUACAUCGGCAUAGAAAAUGUGCUCAAUCGGAUGAUAUCUACAUCUGGAUAUAAAGAAGAACAAAUUGCCUUACUAGUGCACAUCGAUGGUAUGCAGCUCUACAACAACUCAAAGAUGGUAGUUUGGCCCAUAACCAUCAAAAUUUAUCAUCCAGACUACGACACUUCUCCUGCGGUAGUUGGAAUUUACGCUGGAGAUUCCAAGCCAGAUUCUGUUCAAGAUUAUCUAAAGGAUUUUGUUAGCGAGGCCAAUUCGUUGACAGAAAAUGGAGUUAAGCUACAUGAUAGGAAUUACUCUUUCAAAAUUCUGGCUAUAAUUGCAGACUCGCCUGCCCGGGCAUUUAUCAAAUGUUGCAAAGCGCCUGGUGGAUUUUUUGCCUGCGAGCGAUGCACAACGAGUGGCAUAUCCGUUGGAGAAGGCCGCCAUAAGACACGUGUGUAUCCGGAGAUGGACUGCCCAAAACGAACGAAGGAAUCAUUUGAGAGCAGAGAGCAUUCAGAACAUCAUCAUGUUGACAACAGUCCCCUAUUGAAAAUCUGUGGUUUUGAUCCAGUUCGGCAUGUAGUUCUUGAUGCUAUGCAUUUAUUGUAUUCAUGUAUAAUGAAAGGACUUUUAGAAAAAUGGAUAACUCGGAAAAGUGCAAAACGCCUUAAAUUAAGUGAAGUUAGAAAUAUACAACUGUUAUUAGACCAGGUAGCUACUAAUGUACCCAUGGAAUUUCAACGUAAAACAUUUGAUAUUUACUCUCUUUCAAGAUGGAAGGCUACACAGUUUCGUUUUUUCUUGCACAACUGUGGCCCCAUAAUAUUGCGGAAUAUUUUACCUGCAGAAUAUUACACACAUUUUCUUUUAUUAUACACAGCUUGUCGUAUUUUGAAUCAUGGAGAGUUAAUUUUGACUCAUCGGCAAAGUGCCAGAGAAUUAUUACGACAGUUUUUUUAUCUGUUACCGUCACUGUGCGACCAAAAAUCUCAAAUCCUCAGUUUUCAUAAUGUUUUACAUAUAACAGAUGAUGCCCCGCAGGGGGGAAAGGGGGGGGCAACCCCCCCUGGACCACGGGCAUGACGAACCCGCGGACCCUGAGUCCAACUGGGAGCCUCCCGACACGCUCGAACGCAUUUGAAAUACGAUUGUGCUUCGUGUGCACUUCACUGGGGACCAAAAACCUCGAGAUGGGUCUAUCUCUACUAGCCGGACCACCAGUUGAGGCUGUACAGGGGUACUUGAAGUAAGGAUAAUGCCAAGUGCGUGGUGUGUGUUCCUAGUUGUUUCGAUAAUAAUUUGAUAAUAUUACCAAAUAUAAAGAUGGAAACCAAACCAUGGAAAUCGGUACCUCGCUGAGUCCUAAAUUCCAUCAGAUGUUCUUUUGACUGUAAUGGCAUCCGUUGAGAAUUUGGGAAACGGACCACUGAGGGGCAGUAAUGCGUGAGGUCCUACAAAUCUGGGCUUAGGCCAGGGACCACCUCCCCGUGGUUCCCCGUGGGUGCAAUUCCGGUCCUUUUCAAUAAGAAAAGUGCUGGCAUUGUAGCGAAGUGUCCCCCAGCUUGCUGGCAGAUCUGGAUUUUUCCAAGACCGGAGAAACUUGGCAGAGGGGUCACGUUUUCCGGAAACCAUAACCCGGCAGGGUUGUUUCCUUAUAGCGGCAUUGAAUAUAACAGAUGAUGUAGAUAUUUUCCAAGUGACAUUGAGAGACGCAGAAAUCAGAAGACGAGAGUUAUUCGAUGUGGGUCUUAUUAAAAUAGAAAAGUUUUCACGAGAAAAGAUAAUUAUACCAGCAACUGAAAUGAGAUAUAAGUGUGUAUUAUUCAAUUUGAACAAUUCUCAAUUCGCCACGACUUUUCUACAUGCUCAUCAUAGUCACCAAGGAUAAUUUAAGUAAAUUCUAACAAUUCUUUGAUUUCCGAUCUCAUCUUGAAAAAUAAAUUUACAACAUUUCAAUCAACAUCCUGAAUAUUAAAUUUAAAUAAACCUUUAAAAAAAUGGAAUUAAUUAGAAUUUUGUACCCUCGAAAUUGAUUGAUUUCCAAAGGAGACUAGCUGCGCAAUUCUGAAUUUGAAUUUGAAUUGCAGUACAAAAGUGUCCACGGUGAGCGCUUGAUGCUCGUCCAUUCUUGGAAUUACUCGACAUGACGCCGCACGACUCUUUCGACAAGACCGCUCAAACAAUCUACGUUCCACAUGCGUUGUCUAAUUUAUUAUAUAAUAAAUAGGUAUUUUUACGUUUUCGGUGCUUGAGUGAACUAAAUCGGUUCACUGAAGCAUCCGGAUAAGGAUUCAGCAUUGAACACCUCGCUUGGGAAAGAAAAAUAAAUUCGUGGCGGUGGUUAACCUCACUUAUCGUUACUGCUAUCAGUGACCGGUGAUAUCAUAUACUUUAUAAAGGCUUUUCCCUCAUUGUGAACAUCUGUUCAACUAAUACAUAGUUCUCAAUAUAUUAGCAGUGAUUUUUUUUCGUGCAUAUAUUACUCAGUGAUUUGUGACGGUGUAUGGUGAUAGAAAAAUCAUCACUAUGGCUCAACCCUAUAAUCGGCAGUAUGCAGUUAUUUGGUUCGUCGAAGAAGAUAAAGCACAAGGCGAAAGACAAAUCGAUGUGGUGCCAGGAUCGUGGAUCAUGCAGACUAGUGGAGAUCGGUAUUUGUGCAAAUAUCCACCACAAAAAUUGUACAAGCGAAUGCCACAGUUAAGGGAAGAAGCAGCCUAUCCUACGUGGGAGACAUUUAUAGUAAAAAUUUUGGCUGGUGCUGAUACGCUUGAGCAAGCUAACAGACGUGCUGACCGUGCAUGCAGGGAUAUCGAUUGUGCUAGCACAGACACAGAACUAAUGAAAACUAAAAAACCACCAGUUCUAGUUAAAGAAAAAGUGAAUGAAAUUCUGAGAAACAGAAUUUCAAUGCGUGAGAACGUUGUGACGAGAGUAACUGCCAAAGCCACUGUUGAGUCUCCAAGAGUUCAAGGCGGAGCUAAACGAAAAGAAGUCACCUUGUCUUCUCUAUCCUCGACACCUAAAGGAAAGUAUAAUCGGGUUCGUGUAAUUAGUAGUUCCGAUGACACCUCUCAGGAAGAUGAUCCAUCUCCUCAGAGAAUAGAUAUUCCUCUUCAGAGAGACUGGAGAAGAUCCAGUGGAAGUCCAGAAAUGAUUAUAGAUAGUGACGCUCCAAAUUCUUCACUGCAGUCAAAUGAAAACAGGAGGGUACGAAGCUACAGUAGAAAUAGUGUUUCGAAAAUGAGCAUUGAUUCGGAAGAAUCCUUGAGAAGAUCUGUCUCCGAAACUCCGAAGUGUUCAAAAACAAAACAAGUUCCAAAGGAAUGCAUCGACAUUGAGUAUAUCGAUAAACAAUUCAAAGCACUGCGAGCACAAAUCGAGUCUACGAAACGCAGCAUUCUCUAUGACAUUGAACAUAAACUUAAAGGUCUUAGUCUCAAUAUCACAGCUUUAAAGACUGAAAAUAUACAAUAUGAUUAUAAGAAAAUUCAAGAAACACUUGGUACUACUUUACCACUAACUACACUAGAGGGUUUUCUGGCUUUUGAAGCGGAACUUGAUCUUAUUGAAGACAAGAAGAAGGCUUUGAGGCAGCUUAUGGAAUAUUUGAGUGUAAAUCAUUCUAGCACCAAAGAAUGUAUUAUUAAAGUUCUUCCCUCUGUGAUUGACAAGAACGGGCAAUCACAUUAUUCGGGCCAAGGGAUGAAGAAGGCUUCUGCAGCCAAACGUUGUUUUAAGGAUACAGCUACAUAUGCUUGCUUUGAAGCUGCAAUGAUAAACCGAUGGGGAACAUGUCCCAAAUUAAUUUCCCACGUGGGAGUUUGGCUAGCUAAACGGCAAGAUCGUGAAGGAGGACGAAAACAACGUGUCAAAGUUGGGGAAAUACUACUAUAAUCAACAAUCAACAACAAUAACAAUCCAUAACUAACAACACCAAAACAAGAACAAAGAAAUCUCAAUAUUAAUAUGGAGAGUCUUAAAUUCAGAGUUCUUAAUAUUUUCUCAAAAAAAUUACAUCACAAUGGAUGUACUAAUUCAUGUUCCGUUCAUACUUUAUCAAUAAAAAAAUUUUAAACCUGAAUUUUCUUCACAGAUGACCUUUUAUUACUUGCGACCAUCAUCGGCCCCCUCGAAAUUGAAUAUAAGGCCGACUAUCGGCUUAGUUAAAAUUAAAGAUGCGGCCGAAUAUCGGCCCACUCAAGAGUGAGUAUACGGCCGAUUAUGUUCGCCGAUCAUCGCCUCUAUAUCGGUAGCGUUUAUCGGCGUAUUGUAACCAGCCGAUAUAACCCGAAGAUCGGCGAAUGAUCGGUGACGAUUAUCGGCCA